Molecule: messenger RNA, 1380 nt
Organism: Cladophialophora psammophila CBS 110553
Lineage: Eukaryota; Fungi; Ascomycota; Eurotiomycetes; Chaetothyriales; Herpotrichiellaceae
Exons: 7
Coding region: 1-1380 (459 amino acids)
Molecular function (GO): heme binding; iron ion binding; monooxygenase activity
Source: RefSeq, a predicted model, not a curated record
AUGAUCCACGCGAUCAGGGGAGACACUCAUCUGUGGCUGCAGUUGCUUCACUCCAAGGUCGGUGUAAGAUUCUUCUUGGUGAUUAUCUACUUAUUCUUCAAAAACUCAGUGGAGCGUGUUCACGGAGCUGGUUCAAUCAAGUUAGCCAAGGGUCCGUGGUAUGAUGGCAAUCCCAAUGUCAAGGCGAAGUCCAUGGCGAGCACUCGAUCCCUGACCGAGCAUAAAGCCAGACGACGUAUUUGGGAUCCUGGAUUUGGUCCCAAGGCCCUUCAAAGCUAUGAAAGCCGAGUCAUCCAGCAUACACAACGUUUGUCACUUCAAUUGGAGCGCCGUAACGGUCAAGUCUGUAACAUGAGUGACUGGUGUGAUUUUUUUGCAUUUGACGUUAUGGGAGAUCUGGUAUUUGGACAAGAUUUCGGCAUGUUGGAGAAAGCAGAACAACAUCUGUAUAUGAAGUUCCUCCAUCAAGCACUUCGCGUUCUCAGUAUCUUUUCUCACACACCAUGGGCAAACCCGUUAUGUAAGUACAUUUUCAGGUAUGACCUUGAUCGCGCAAAAACUCAUCUCACAAUAGUACCUUUCGUGCCCGUGGAUGCAGAGACAAGGAAAGAGGGCCGCAAGUUUAUGGAGAUAUCAGCACAACAGUAUCAGAACCGAAAGGCCAGAGGAACCUCUCGAGAGGACAUCUUUUCUUAUCUGCUGGCCUCUGAUUCGAAGGGCGUAAAUCUCGACGAUGACGAACUAUCCGCCGACUCGGGAGCAUUAAUUGUUGGGGGGUCAGACACGACAGCAGUUUGCUUGACAUACCUAUUGUACUUUUUGACCAAGUAUCCCGACACACAACGACGUCUUACUGAAGAAAUCGAUCAGCUAUGGGAUGGUUCGCCAGAGAAGCUGAACGCAAAACUUUUCGCCACUGCCGAAUACAUGAACGGAGCAAUCAAUGAAUCUCUCAGACUUUAUCCGCCGGGACCAAAUGGUAUGCAGAGGACAAUUCCACGUGGUGGUCAUGUCAUCCAAGGAGAACUCGUCCCCGAGAAUACACAGGCAAGUAGCAGUAUCAUUUCCAGGCACAGAAGGCUGCGUAACUUCACUCACGCCGACAAGUUUGUGCCGGAGAGAUGGAUUGACAGCGAGCGGCCAGCCGAUUUCGUCCACGACACUAAAGGGUUUAUCCCUUUCAGUGCAGGACAAUAUGCUUGUAUUGGCAAAAAUCUGGCCUUGGCUGAAAUGCGACUUUUCCUGGCCGAGGUGCUCAAGAAGCUGAAGCUUGAGCUCGAUGACACCUUCAACGAGAAAGUGUGGGAUGCCGCAUGCCGGUCAAACUUAUCCUUGCUAAAAGGGGCCUUGCCGGUUCGCGUGUAUCGGAGGGAGAGAUAA